Molecule: messenger RNA, 723 nt
Organism: Callorhinchus milii (elephant shark)
Lineage: Eukaryota; Metazoa; Chordata; Chondrichthyes; Chimaeriformes; Callorhinchidae
Product: noggin-1-like
Exons: 1
Coding region: 1-723 (240 amino acids)
Biological process (GO): dorsal/ventral pattern formation; negative regulation of cell differentiation; negative regulation of BMP signaling pathway
Source: RefSeq, a predicted model, not a curated record
AUGUCCUGGCCGGCUGUGCUCUGCUGCCUGUCCUUGCUUGCCUGGUACCCUCCUGCCCGCUCCCUCCGGAUCCGGCCGGGGAGGAAGGGGAGUGCGACCCCAAAGCCGGUGGCCGAGGUGGAGAGCGCCUGGAUCCGCAUGCGAGCCUCGAGUGCCGUGCGCCCCUACUCGCUCUCCCUCAACAAGGACCAUUACCACUACUUCCCGGGAGCCCAGCACCUGAACCCGCGGCGUUUGCAGAAGCUCCUGGGCUCUAACUUCGACCCCUUCUGGAUGGCGGUGGACCCUCCUGACGGGGCCGGGCGGGGGAACGAGUCUCACGCUGACCUGGUCUCGCGCAGCCCGCGCCUGACCGAGCCGGCCAACAGGUACCAGAAGAAACUCCGACACGAGGCGGAGAGGCUGGGCUUGGGCGCGGGGGGCGACGGAGGCAAGGAGGCGUUGGCGCGGUGGCUGGUCAAGGUGGCCUCCUGCCCGCUCACCUCUGCCUGGAAGGACCUGGGCCCCGUAUUCUGGCCACGUUGGGUGAGGCACACGGACUGCGACCGGGCAAAACGUGGCUGUUCCUGGCCCAUGGGAAUGACAUGCCAACGCGAUCGCUGGACCCACAUCAACCUGUUGGUGUGGCAUUGCCUGGCGGCCAGGCCAGCCGUGGGCAAGCACUGUACCUGGCGUCAGAUCCCUUACCCCGUAGUCACCGGCUGCAAAUGCUCGUGCCAGUAA